Molecule: messenger RNA, 9871 nt
Organism: Biomphalaria glabrata
Lineage: Eukaryota; Metazoa; Mollusca; Gastropoda; Planorbidae
Product: golgin subfamily A member 3-like
Exons: 26
Coding region: 696-5645 (1649 amino acids)
Source: RefSeq, a predicted model, not a curated record
GGCAGUACACUAAGGGCCGGUGGGUUCCAGCUUACGGGCAGCAAUAAGGUGAACAUACUCGAAUAAGUGUAUAACGGGACUCAACAUUAUGCAUUUCUCGUUGUUAUAUUCGCUAAGGUGGUCAAUUGUAGUCAAACUGAAUUUCUAUUUGAUUGGACCAAUACAAAUUGUCUUACCUUAUAGUAUCGUAUACAGUAGUGUAUAGUGCAACAGUUAUCAUCUUGACACGUAGAUAGCGUGUCCGCUCACGUGUACAUUAUAUUAUUAAGUUGGUCGGUCCUUAACAUGAUCUUGUGAGUUUCCAGCUAAGAAGUCAACGAAAAUACUUAGGGCAGAUGAUGUAAAGGUUAUUUGUUUCUGUGGCCCACGGUUAGCCAGGGUUUCGUAUGGCGAGCACAACGAACAACUGCCUUUACUUUUCCUCAACUUAUGUCAAGUACCCAUAAGAGCUGAGCGGACUCAGAGGCGCCCUAAAAAUCCCGAAGUUUAAAAUCCCAGUCUUCGCUUGGAUUCGAACUCAGGACACGGAAGCUAAGCUUUACCAUUCAGCCACCCAUUUAGUAAGCCUAUAGUGCGUGUCCAUCUCUAGUCAAAGCAACCAGCAUAUUUUUUUUAGCGCAUUGAAACUGGGAACAAUAGGCCUGUGAUCUGUCGAGUGAGACUCGAAAUGAUGUGAGCUCCCAGAUGCUCAUCUUAUGGAGCCCUUUGACCUGACCUUUCAUCAGGUGACUUCAGAGGAAAAUCUCAGUGACACUAGCAGCUUUGACUCGUUCAGUAAUGUGGUGAACUACGAGACCACAUUUGAUGGCUCUGACCAGUCGCUACCACUAAGUACCUACAAUGUAAAUACUCUUCACUAUACUUGGAAAGAUUACACCUAUCCAUCAACCACAGCAAUACAGACUGCUAACGGUGGAGUUCCCACUGGACACAACAGUACCUCAGUACAGCAUCAGCCCAUCUGGUACAGCGUAACUGAGGGCAGUCCUCCCCACCAGUCAUUCUUAGUCCAUCCUGACGAUUCUCUGGCCGAGUUUAAAACCCCUCAGAAUAGCAGUUCAGUCAGCAAACAACAGCUGAAAGUUUUGGCACAGAUAUCCUCGAACACAUCAGCUUUAACAAAAGAAGGCAAGCGCUGUCUGAAAUUUGUGGCUCGCACAGUGACGUCACCAUCAACUCCAAUUCCACCAACACCGAUCACCAUGUCUGAGCAGGUUCAGAAUUACACACACUUGUAUCAGCAAGCUCCACCCCAGUCUGUGGAGUCUGAUAUUGACAGUGAUGAGAAAGACAGCAGUUUUGAAACAGUGGCCGAAGCUUUGAAACUACAGUGGUCAGUUAUAGGAAAUAAAACGUUGACGCCAGUGUCUCCAGAUAUUGUUGCUCAAGUAGUCGCACAGGCUGAACAAAAAAUUAAAUCUGGGGAAUUGAAUCCUUCGUCAUUAUUGAGCCCAGCACCUUCAGUCACCUCUUCACAGGAUGAAGAAAACUCUACUAGAGAAACAAGUCUGCCCCCUAUAGCUGAGAUUGCAGGCUUGCUUCAAGAGAGCCACAAAGGAGACUGUCCAAGAGAACUGAAGCGCAUCAUUCCAACAGAAAUAACCACAGAGAAGAAACAAAGUGGACCAUGGUUUUCUUCAGGGACCAAACCCCCUGAACCAAUUUUACACGAAAGUAGCGGCCACGUUAGUCCAACUUACAAGGACCAAAAAACAGCCUCUGCUCCGCCAGGGAGUGAUCAGCUCCUAAAUAAAGAGGCAGCGUCUUCCUCUACAUCCGAGGCUCAGGCUAAUCAUAAACUCAUACCACCAUAUACCGGUUCAGCCAUACUGGCCACAAACACUGACCACACAUCCGAUAGUGUGAAAGAAUUAGAUGUUGAUAUGGAUAAAUAUAUCCAGUCUUCGCUAAUGGCUGCUGGAAUCUCAACUGAUUACCAGCUUGAGUCGGAGGAGUUUCUCCGCUCCCUGCCUCCAAUCAAACCCAUAAAUCUUGAUGCUUUUGUCAAUAUACCACUUCUUCCUGCAAGGCCACCAAAGACUCAUGAAAGAAGGCAAACAUCAGAAACAUUGGUGAAUGAAUCUCCGAAGUCCUCCAAGUCUAGAAAGCCAGAAGAAAUUCAAAGCAACGGCGUUUCUCCUGGCAACUACAUCAACUCUGCACCAUCAUUCCAACAUUCACCGACACACCAGGACAGCACAACGCUCGGCAGCAGUUAUGCAUACUAUUCUACCCCAGACUCACACCUGAAGACCAUGCCACAUCAACACUUGUUUCAACAUGCAGGAUCUCCCAUCACUGCUAAUUCUCCUUCAGACCAGACAUCAUUGUACCACUCAGCUUUGUCAGCAGGAGACUCUCCAAGUUUGAAUACCAUCAGCAAAAAGCAAUUUGAUGAUCUCCUGAAAGCCAAGGCUAAACUGCAGGGCCAGCUGGAAGUCCUGACUGAAGAAUCUCAAUCUAUGUUAAAGGAAAGGACAGAACUUCAAGCUCAACUGGCCACAUUGAAAGGUAAACUAGCUCAGUUGACCGCCACUGGUGCAGGCUCUGCUGGCGAUGCCAACCUUAAGAAAGAAGUAGAGAACCUGAGAGUCUCUAGGCAGCUUCUGGAGAGGACCAUACUGGACGCCAACAGGAUGUUGUCAGAGAAGGCUGAAGAAAUCAGAGCAUUGCAAGAUGAAUUUCAGGUGGCUCAGGAGUCCUCAUCUAAGCUGCAGGUUAGGUCCCAGGAAAUGAGGGAUGAAAUCAGGGCUAAAGAUAUGAAUGUCCAGGCUCUCAAAAAUAAAAUUGCUGAGCUGUAUGUGGAAGUUCAAAUGACCAUUCAAGCUAAGAUGGAGGCCGACACUGAGGCACGCACAAGUCGCAAUGAUUUAGUUUCACUGGUCAAAGCCAAGGAAUGGUAUCAGGAACAGCUACAGCUGGCUCAUGAUGUCAGGUCCAAGCUUCAGAGAGAGUUAACUAUCUUACAAGGUCAAACUGUAUCCCAUGGUACAAUAGUGGAGCGGCUGAAGUCAGAAUCAGCUCGUUUGAGGCAGCAACUGGCUGAGACCCAACAGAGGGCGCUAAAAGACAAAGAACUACUUGCUCGCCACCUGGAGGCCAUUCAGUCAGACAUGACCGAAAGAGAGGCUGCAUUCCUGGAAAUUCAAAGAGAGAGAAAACUGUAUGAGGACACAUUUAACUAUCAGGUGCUAACAGCUGAAGAGGAAAAGUCUCGAUUGUCUAUGCUGCAGCAGGCUACUCAGGACUUGGAAGCCCAACUAGACAGAGCCCAUAAUGAAGCCAAGAGGAGGCAUGAGGAGCUGCUGAGUAUGGAGAAUGGUCAGAUGGAUGUGAUGAAGAGGCUGGCUGUGGCAGAGAAAACACUUGGAGAGAAGGAAUCCACUUUGGAAGAAAUGGAGCAGAAGCUCAUACAGAUGGAAUCUCAGCUUCAGGUUGUCAUGUCUGACCUCAGCAAGAAGGAUUCUGAGAUACUGGCACUGAAGGAAGACAAAGCUACAACUGAGAUAGCAUUAAAGUCUGCUCUCCAAGAAAAAGCUUCAGUUGAUAAGGCUCUGGAUGUCCUGAAGGCUGACAUGGGAAAGGUGGAGCUUAGCUUCAAGCAAAUGAAACAAGAACUGAGUGUUAGACUGAAUGAACUGCAGCAAGUCCAAGCAGAUAAAGAAAAAUUGCAGGAGGAAUUGGAUCGCUCACAGCAUGAGCUGGAGAUUAAGUCUCUGAGUGUGGAUGCCAUGACACGCAACUUUGAUGGGCAGUCUGCUGCUCAGCAUGACCUUCAGGCGGCCAAAAUUAACCUUGAAGAACAGCUUCAUGGAAUGAAACUUAAGAUUCAAGAAUUAGAGUAUCAGCUGACUCAGAAAGAAGCUCUUCUUGUGAGUGAAACAGAAAAAGUGACAAACCUCACUGCCAAAGUCUUAGAGCUUGAAGUCAAAUUAGAGUCCACUAAAGAAAGUGUAUCUGUAGAGACAAUCAAAAUCUAUGAGUCUGAGAUGGAAGGUCUCAGGCUGCGCAUCCGUGCCCUGGAGGAGACGGAGGUAGAAGAGGCCAACAUGGUGGAGAGAGAAAAAGAACAGCUUCAGUUGGAGAUAGCCAAACUGAAGGAUGAACUUCUGAAUCGACAGAAAUCCUAUGAUGAGAAUCUAGAUCUUUUGGACAGAAAGUUAAAAGAGCUGAUGUCAGAUAAACAGCAGCUUGAGAUAGAGCUGGGUAUAGCCCGUAGAUCUGAGGAACUCACUCAACUGGAGGAAAGAGACAGUUAUACUGAGGAGAUUCAGAGUCUGACAAAAGAACUUCAGACCGAGAGAGCAGCAAGAGUGGAGCUUGAACACAAACUGUCGUCUUUCCAAGCCAGUAAAUUGGCUGAAAUAGAAGCCCUGCAGCAGAAGCUUGUGUACCAGACUGAGGCUUUACAGUCACUUCAAGCCUGGCAGCUCACUGCGUCGGAUAUUGAAGCAACCAAUCAGAGGUUGGAGCUGGACCUGGAGAAAGAGCGCGGCAGAGUGAUGGGUUUAACCCAGAAAAACACAGAACUCAAAGAACACAGCCAUGAGCUUGAAGCUGCUUUGGCCCUGAGAGAGUCUGCCUUUGAUGACUUGAAACGUUCCGUGGAGGAGUCUGUUCAAGAUUUAGACAAAAGAGACCAGAAGUUCUUGGAUCGAAUCUCUAGCCUGGAAAUGUCUGUCGAAAAAGAGGUGGAGGUUCAAAGAGAUCUACGUAAACAGAUGGGAACUAAAAUAAUGGAAAAUAAACGGCUUAAAAAGCAAAACGAUGCCAUUAAAUUAGAACUGGAGCAGCUACGCCAAGACCUAGCUUCUGCGCAACACACAGCUACCCAGGCCAUGAGUGAUCUUGAUGUGGCCAAUCGCCUUUCUCAGGACCAUCUGACGGAGGCAAGAGAAAGCACGACUCUUAUCAAAUCAUUGGAGGUGGAACUGGAGAGAGCCAGAGGAGACUUGACUGACAACUUGGCCAGACAGACACUUCUUACAGAGCACAUUCAGAGUUUAGAAUGGCAGUGUUCACAGAAAUCCAGAGAAGUGGCAGCAGCGCAGGAACAAAUCAAACUAGUAGAAGAGAGGGCACAGACUGAGGUGGAGGCUAUCAAGUUAACUCUGCAGGCCAAGCAGUCAGAAAUUGAUAGCUUACAGUCAGAGUUGACUGUUCUCAGGCAGGAUAAGUCACACCAGAGAUCACAGGUCAAUGAGCUGAGAGGAGCGCUGAAGGCUUCAGUUCAACACCACAAGCUGACCAAGAGACUCAACGAGGCUGACACUAAUGACAAAAGUGUUCAGGCCAACAUUGAGCGAAAGAUAGUCAUCCCCCCUCUGCCCUUUGACCUGGCCACUAUUGAGCAGCUAAUCCAAGAUACCAAGGUCACUCCACUAGACAGCAGGCCGCUGGACCAACUUUCCUCCUGCCUGUCAUCACUGAGGGCAGAGAUUACUGGACUGCAGAAACAGAUGGACAGACAUACGACAGCUGUACACACCUCCAGUCAGUCUUGGAAGAAUGUCCAGAUUGAAGUGAAUGACCUAAAUGAGGUCAUGAGAACGGUUGCCAACACAAUCAUAGCUGCUAAUAGCAGUAGCACGAUACAGAUGACAACGGCGGUAGAUAGGGAGCGGGCUGACAUCAUGCAUAUAUGAUACAUCACACUGUAGUGUUGACAUCAUCAUCUGUGAUAUGAAACUCUUUUUGAAGGGAGAGUAAUUCUCUUCAUUGGAUCUUCCAGUUGUCAAAAUGGCUUUGACAUGUUGCGAAUCCAUAGUACAAGUUAAUUUUGUUGACUUCAGAAUACCUGUACACAUUUAGUUAACCUUUUUUUUUAAAACUUGUUUCCUACUGAGCCAUAUGAGAACAAUGUUACUUUGGUCAAAGGCUAGAUUUAAAAAGUGCCUUCAAUAAUCAGAUCUUGUCAGAAGUCUAAAAAGACGUAUGAAUUUUUAUGGCUUUGAUCUAUUUAUCCUUCAUUAAUUGUUUUAAAUAUUUGAUUCAGACUUAAUUGAUACUUUGUUAGCAAUGAAAAGUAAGCCAUGAAAUUGAUCUAUUUUUAAAGAUGUAGUUGUUAUAGUCUUGUAAACUUCACUUGCUAUUGAGUCUUUAUGCAUCUGAAGUUGUAGUCUGUUUUGGUCUCUAGACUUGUGCAUUUCUAGCUGAUGGCAUUCAAAAUGUUUAUAUUAGAAUACUUUUUUGUUUUUUGUUAAUCCACAUUUACAUUUGUCCAGCAGACGUCUUCAUAAAUAGACAUUUGUUUUUUCACAUGAAAGUCACACCAUUUCUGAAAUCAAAUAGAAAUGUUCUAGAAAACUGACCACAUUUAUAUGUACUGCAUAACCACAUGUCAAGAAAACAUUGACAUAGGAACAUAUUUAGACUUAGAAGUUUCGUUGCCAGUAGGUAUCAUCUUACCAGGCAUCCAAGUCUCAAUUUUGAGAGUUUGGCAGCAAUGUUUUUAACUUCCGAAAACUACGUUUACAAAAAUACCUGGCCAAAAAAAUGUAUAAUUUUCUACCAAGUUGAACUGGCAUUAAGUUUUAUAAGAAUCUACAAAUGUGCUUCACUUAAUAUCAAAGGACUUCUUCACAAAAUGUAUAUCUAGUAUUAGAACUCAAUAAACCAACCUCAAAACUGUUUCAUCCAAAAUAAAACAUUUUAAAAUCAUGUGUAAAAAGUUUAAUAAGAAAUUAUUUUGUGGUAAAUUUCUUGAGUUACCCGUUAUCAUUGAACGCUUGCUAAACUCUCUCACUUUGAUGGCUGUUUUAGACAUAAUAAGACUUAUCUCAGGUGUAACCUUAUCAAAAUUAUUAUGCAAAUUUUAUGUGCAUGUUUUUAAUUAGUCCGAUGAAAUAAACUCUAUUUUAAUAUGACCUUGACAUUUUUAUUUAUGCUGAACAUUUCCUAUGCACAUGUUUUUGUUUUUGGCCAAACAUUUUGAAUUUGGGUUUUUUCUUUCUUGUUGGGAUAUAGACCUGAUGUUCAAUUUUGUCUUGUUCAAUUUAACAUUUGGUUUAAAUGUUGACCUUUAUAUAAAGAUUACUCUGUUCAUGACACUAGACUAUACAUAUUGAUUUGUAAAUUUGAUUCUUUUUUUUUUUUAGGUUGUGAUUUUUAUAUUUAUGAUAUCUUCAUUUUUUAAUGACUGCAGUAUAAGUUUUUAAUAUCUCCAAAUGGCAACUGAUGGAUAAUUUGGUUUCUACAAUAUGACCAGUCCAACACUCAUUUAAUUUUAGUUCUAAAUCUAAUCCAAGCAUUCAACCCAUGAACUCAGCUAAUGACUUCUGCCCAGUCCAAAUGUCUGGAUAUUUAUAUUUUUUUUUAAUUUGGAGGGGAUUUUUGUGAGAAGGUUUCCAUGUUGCCUUAAGGCGCGCAGCAAACACAACUCUGCUUAAGUCAGGUUUUGAUAGGAAGACAGCUUCAUAUGACAAAUAGACACCUUAAGUAGAUCCCCUGCGGACAACAGCUUUUUCUGCAUUAGAUGUUUAACUGAGUUUGCAUAAAAAUGUAAAAUGCUGCAAUUAUUCUUAAUCUUUAAUGAUUCUUUAGUAAGCUGCCAACUUGUACAUUUCAGAAGUCUAGGAUGACUUUCCCUGUUUUUAUUUAGGUGUCUUUCCCUUUCAAGUCUGCCGGGACCUUUCAUUGUUUUUGUUGCUCUGAAGGGACCAUUCAUUAUCCUCAUCUCCAGCAAGACCCUUGUGUCUUGGCUGUAUUAGAAUUAUAUUACACCCUCAAAUCAGUUUGUUCUAUUCAAAAUGUAGUCACUACUUCUUAAUGGACUUCAGCUGUGGCUCUAACUACUUGAAAUGAAAGUGUUCUUUAGAAAUCUAGUCCAGCUUUAUUAUGAACCUAUUUAAAAACUGUGCAGUGAAACUGAAUUUGAAACAAACCACCCAAAGACUUAUUUCAUUGUAAGUUUUAGUAAAAAUAUAUUCACCAUGAACAUUGACAGCCACAUCUGAAAUGCGUACAAAAAUUAUAAUAAAGUUGAUUUAAAUUUAAUAUUUGGAAUCAUUACAAUUAUUUUUUCUGUUUGAACUCAUGAAUGUUAGGCCAUCUUGUGUCAGGCAGGUGUUCUGUGAGUUUAUGCUUGCAUUAAGGCUUUAGAUCACAUUAUUCUCGUCCAAUUGAAUCAACAAACACAAAAUAAGAUUUAUUAAAAAGUCCAUAUUUUAACAAAGGAACUUUUGUUUUUAUAAAUUAAAACUUAGUUUAUUAAGUGUCCACAGGAUGACUAGUUUGGGAUAUUUUUUUUUUUACUAUUAGGGCAAAUGUUUGUACCAUAGAAAGAAUUUUUACUCUGAUGCAUAAUUUGUAAUAUUUUUUCAAGUUAUCGUAGCUGUAGACUUUAUUUAUUUCAUUUUUUAAACUUGUGUCUAGCAGUAUUAUAUUUAAGUUGACAUCGUGUGAUCAUUUUAUUCUUCCAUCUUUUUCUGUCCUUCAUUUUGUUGAAAGUUUUGGAUUUGAAACAAAUUUUUUUUUGUUUAAAAACUUAUUUUAAAAAUAGAUGAAUUAAACCACAAGACAUAUUGACAUAAGUAGGGGAAAAUAAAACGUUUUGAUAAAGGUAUUUUUAAAAAAUCAUUUUAAUUUUUUUUUUUCUAGACAAAAUAAUGUCUAAAAAAAUUAAAGUGUAGUUUUUUUUAUUGUUGACCUUUUUCUUUAACUCUUUCUCUCCUAACUGACAAUACCAACGUUGAUUCCACCAGAAUGUGGUAAAUAAUUACGGAGAGAAAGAGUUAAGAUUAAAGAAUUUUUAAAUGAAUAUUAAUUCCUUUAUGACAACUUCUAUUUUUACAAUCAUUUGUUAGGAACUGGCCACCAAAGCUACUUAGCUGUGUACAUGAUAAAGUUUUCCAAGCAAGUAAUUUAGCUAUCCAUAUGUCAUUGUAACUGUGAACAAAGGAAACUUCUUUGCAAUGUACCAAAUUUGAAAUAUAUAAACACAUUUAGGGUCUAGUGUUCUUAUCAAUGGUAAACACUCAAAAGUGCUAGCUAGCUAACAAUGUAUCUAAAUUGGUUGGACCAAAUAGUUUGUGCAUGUGUGUAAUGCUUGUAGUGAAACAAUGCUAGUCUCUGAGCUUUCAAUUCACAACCAGACAUUUGACUGCCAGUCUUUUGAUUGACUUUUGUGACAGGGAUACCAUUAGUCUUGUCACAAGUGUUGUGUAAUGCUAGUCUCUGAGCUUUCAAUUCACAACCAGACAUUUGACUGCCAGUCUUUUGAUUGACUUUUGUGACAGGGAUACCAUUAGUCUUGUCACAAGUGUUGUGUAAUGCUAGUCUCUGAGCUUUCAAUUCACAGCCAGACAUUUGACUGCCAGUCUUUUGAUUGUGACAGGGAUACCAUUAGUCUUGUCACAAGUGUUGAUUGAUAAAAUCCUAAAAUAAAAAGACAACAUUAUGGAACAAAUAGAGUCUUCUUCGUUCUCAUUGUUAUGUCGGAGUGUUCAGAUGACUAGGCCAAUACAUGAGAUGAACAGCGCAGUGGUUUCCAAAUCAGGGAGCUCUCCAUAUAGUUUUCUUUCUAUUGGGGUGAUUUGGGGCCAAUGUCUUAUACGGGCCAAAUAGAGUCUGGUAUGUGAAGUUUGGUGAAGUUUGUCCAAUUAUUCUGUAUCAACUUUUUUAUAAUCAAUGUUUGUUGUUGACUUUUUUUUUUUUCUGUUGAAACAUGGGAAUACAAUCACAAUUGUAAUUUAUGCAUCAUAUAGAACUAAUCUACCUGGAGGCAAAAUGCAUGAAUUUAGUGAUACGUAACUUUAUAAAUGUCAUCUUGUUCUCUAUGGGAAGUAUUAAAUUGUUGGGCUAAUAAUUGAACUGUGUUUUUAUUUUGAAAUGUUGAUGUUUUUUUAAUCUGCUAGUAAAAGCUGGAUAUUUG